UCAACUGCUGGUGGUUUUGUGUUGUGCAGUCUGCAGAAGCUUGUCGAACUAUAAUUUGUUUUCAAUUUUCACUUUUCUCAUAAUGUUUCGUGUUGCUUUGCUGACCCUUGCCUACCUAUGCAUCACUUGUGGCGCUACACCAGUCAAAGAAUGUAAAAAUCUACCAGCUCCACUUAGCGUUGACAUCAAAGACUGCCCGGAACCGCCCUGUGUGGUCUACAAAGGUCAAUUUGCUAUUAUGGACGUCCAAUUCCUGGGUGACAAAAACAAUAUUGCGAGCAUUACGGCAGAAGUAAAGGCUAGAGUAUUAGGCAUGAAUUUGCCAUACGAUCUGCCCGAGGAAAUAUCCAAUGUGUGCAUGAAUUUGUUGUAUGGAGCCAUGUGCCCCAUUGAUAAAGACGAGGAUGUUACGUACAGGUUCAAUUUUUAUGUGGAGCCCGUAUUUCCCGAAAUUACGGCCGACGUCACUGUUACACUGAACGAUUCCAAUGACAAUCCGAUUAGCUGCUUUAUUGUCAGCUGUAAGAUCCGCAAAGGCCCAUCAUCGCGACUCGAGCUAGAAGCGAUCGCUGACGAUACGUUGAUUGCAUAGAGCUGUUGUACUAUACUGCGCGACACUUCUGGACAAACUGAUUUGACCAUUUGGUCGUAUGUUCACAUUCUUUUCAAAUAAAUAUCGAAUGCUCAACUUUGUUUACCACAGUCGA
Drosophila navojoa is the source of this 707-nucleotide messenger RNA. RefSeq names its product Niemann-Pick type C-2e (gene Npc2e). Gene Ontology annotation, biological process: sterol transport. Gene Ontology annotation, molecular function: sterol binding. The record is from RefSeq and is a predicted model, not a curated record. NCBI's taxonomy places the organism in Eukaryota, Metazoa, Arthropoda, Insecta, Diptera, Drosophilidae.